CCGUGAGGGCGUAGACCCUCGCUGAUCCGCCCAAAAUGUCACAAAACAUCGGCCUGACGCGGCUCUCCUACUCUCGCGUCUGGCACCAGAUCUCCGCAGCCGCUCUGCACCCAACCCUAUCCACGCAGCCGUCCGUCACACCCCCUUCACUAGGCCGGCUUGCCUCUCGCAUCGCGGUGCUCCUCAUGGGCAAGCACAAGCCGACAUGGGACCCAUCGACCGACUGCGGCGACUACGUCGUCGUGACCAAUUGCGCGGCGCUUCACGUCACGGGCCGCAAGAAGUGGCAGAAGACCUACUACAGGCACACGACGCGGCCCGGCUCCCUCAAGUCCGUCACCAUGGACGUGCUCAUGGCCAAGCACGGCGGCGCCGAGGUGCUACGCAAAGCCGUCAGCGGCAUGUUACCGAAGAACCGCCUGCGCGAGAAGAGAUUAGCACGGCUGAAGGCUUUUGAGGGUCCUUCGCACCCGUAUAAGCAGAAUAUUGUGCAGUUUAACGGCGUCAAGGUCGGUGAGAAUGGGUGGGAAGAUGCUGUCAAGGCGAUUCGUGAAGCGGGGAUGAAGAGACUGUAGGGUAGAGGAAGCGGGGAGCAUAUGUGCUACCUGGCUGCCGUGACGCUUGGGGACCUUGCUGGCGGAUGGUCCGAGGACGCAGAUGGAUGGCGCAGUGCCGAAGCUUUGAAAGGCAAACGGCGUGUAUAGGUACUUUGUACUAUAUUAUUGUCAUGACUUUGCUUGUUGGAAAGGACGAGAUGAAUCCAAGCAAUCAUGGCCAUUUUGGCACCACAACAGAGCAUAACAGGAAUCAUCUAAUCCCAUGUCGUCUAC
Sodiomyces alkalinus F11 is the source of this 830-nucleotide messenger RNA. RefSeq names its product 54S ribosomal protein L23. Gene Ontology annotation, molecular function: structural constituent of ribosome; mRNA binding. The record is from RefSeq and is a predicted model, not a curated record. Gene Ontology annotation, cellular component: ribosome; mitochondrial large ribosomal subunit. Bases 36 to 575 code for a protein of 179 amino acids. Gene Ontology annotation, biological process: translation; negative regulation of translation. The transcript has 2 exons. NCBI's taxonomy places the organism in Eukaryota, Fungi, Ascomycota, Sordariomycetes, Glomerellales, Plectosphaerellaceae.